AUGCCUCCAUGGCGGCAGCUUCUCUUCCUCGCAGCCGUCAUGACGGUCGCAGGGGAUGCACAGCGACCGACGGGCAGGUUCUACCCUGAGCUUGCGGGUCUCGCUACCCCCAGCGUCUGGUUCGCCUCCCCCACGUGCUCCGUGCACGCCGACUGUGGGGUCUCGCAAUUCUGUAAGUGGGAGUUUUGCAGAGGAGGGGCCGGGUGGUUCUACGUGUGCGGGAUAUGCAAGCCAUGCAGCGAUUGCUCCUGCAACGACGCGAGCUUCACUGGCUCCUGCCCUCAGGACAGGUGUCCUGCCGAACCCACACAGGAGGUGCGGUACCUGCAAGGAACGUUCGAAGGGAUGCAGCUACUGCCCGACAACUCCUCCUUCUGCUACUACAGGCUGGAGCUGAGAGGGUCCCAUUUCACCGAGAGCCAGCAAGUCGCGUCCUUGUCGUCGUCGACUCCCGACGCCUCUGCGCAGCAGAAACUAGAUGAAGCGUGCCCCUCCCUCGCUCGCAGCGGCAACUUCCAAGUGCAGGCCGGGUCCAGCCUGUCCUACAUUCAGUUCACCACCCUGACAGGAACUGACGAGCUUCACGUGGUGAGAGUCGUGGGAGUCAAGACUGGUUGCUCGCGGCAACUCACGCUGCUGGUGCCCAAUGGGAAGGUUGUAGCUGUGGCUGGUCAAGAUUCAACCUCCUUCAACAUCGGGUAUGGAGAUUGUCAGACGUACGCGCAAGGAGCGCUGAAUGCGUUCUACUGCGUCAACGACGGGGCCUGCGAUGCUUGUCCCGUCUCCUGUGCUUACUCUUGCUUCAAGGAUCCGCGGCUGUGGGACGAGGUAGUCUUGCAACCCCAGGGGCAGGCGAUGUCUUGGUACGAUUCAGAGCUCUAUGUCCCCAAGCUCGUUCAGGGAGGGUUCUCCUCCGGGCUAUGGCAGAGCACCGUUAGCUUCGCGGGCAAGACUUGUAGGGUGACGAUAGAGGUGCAGUCGAUCAGCAACUUCACAGAACUGCUUCAGGCCAAAGUGUCACUAGGUCAGUGCGAUGGAGGAGCAGCAGCCCGGAGGAGCCUCGACGACCCUUCCUCGUACCCCAAGGCGCGCGUCAGAAAGAUAGAGAGUCUUCCCUCCCCAGCUCCCCUGCCCAGCAGCCUCCGGGCAAGUUUCGUGGCCCCGACGUUCGAGCAGUGGCCGAGCGAAGUCGGGGAUGGGGAGACACAUGUAGGAGCGCAGCUGGUUGCCUACUCGCACACGAGCUCAGGGACGGAGAGCAGGAGCUGGGUUCUGAAACCCUACGGCUCUCCCAGGAUGAUCGUCAUGAGGCUGACAAUGGAAGGAAGUCUCUCCGAGUUGGACUUCCUAUCCAUCUCCGAGGCUCUUCCAGUCGCCGCUGACUCCAAGGGCAGCUGGAUAGCCUCCGCCACUGGUAAGCCUUGCCCGCAGGACGCCGACUGCCCGCUCUCCUCCUCCGAUGUCCGCAAGGGGGAGGAGCUGAGAUUCUUUACCUCGUCCAACUUCUCCUCCUCAGAGGUCGUUGAACUCCGCCUGGUGUCCCAGUGCAAUCGACAGCAGGACGUCGCCAUCCGAGUGGAGUCGAACAUGGCCGGGAGAGCAGGAUUUUCCAUCACGUGGAACUCUUACUCGUCCCAUGCCGUCUGCUCCCCGGGCUCCUACGGGCUCUCGCAGUACGGGAUCAAGAAUGCUAUCCCUCCUUUCAUCUUCUACAACUCCAACGUCACCGUCGAAGUUCCCUCCUCCUACUCCUGCUCCUCCUGCCCUUCCGCCAAGUUCUCAUGCCCCUUCGCCUCCUCGAGUAUCGACCAGUGCAUCCAGGUGUGCGCCCAGGGCACCUUCUCCGUCACCUCAGCCCAGCCCUGUCAGCCAUGCCCUCAAGCCUCCUACGCCAACAGCAGCGGGCAGACCUCCUGCUUUUCCUGCCCCCCUGGCUUCACCACCUACGAGGAAGGCAGCGACAAGGCUGAGCUGUGCUACAAGGUAGACCUGCACCUGGAGCGCGUGUACAGGAACGGGAUGUUCCUCUCGUUCCAGGUCGAGUGGGAUAUGCAGCCUCCCUCCUUCGCCUCCAGCUCGGACAUGGUCGGCAUCUUCAAGGGCAGCGACCGGCAGCUCGACUGGUCCUACACGUCAGCCACCAAUUACUUCCUCGGCAAGACCAUCGGUCCUGACGCCGUCCCCAAAGGCUCCAGAAUGCUCAUGUCCUCCUCUGCUGGUAUGGGACUCUACAACAUGGUGCUGUAUGCCACUGUAAACUCCUCCUCCUCCUCCUCCUCCUCCUCCUCCUCCUCCUCCUCCUCCUCCUCUUACUCUCAGCGGGGUGUGAUCCUGGCCAAUCGGUCCUUCCUGCUCGAGGACUACCUGCAGCCUAUCUACUGUGCCUACCUUGAUCAGCUGGAAUGCAUCCCAGCAGACGUCGGGCAGACACGGACGAGCGACGGCAUCCUGUGUGCGGAAGGGAUCAUUGCUCGUCAGCUCAGCUUCAGCAAGUGCCCUCCUUGUACAGCAGGGCUCUUCGGCUCCAAGUACUGCCAGCCCUGCCCCAUCGGCUCCUACAACAACCUCGUCGGGGCAACAGCAUGCACCUCCUGCUUCGUCGGGACGACAGUCCAGCUCUCUUUCUCCACCCUCACGGUCGGGACAGGAACGGAGUGCGUGGGAGGAAGCUGCUGCAUCGCCUGCCCUGUGCUCAUCAGCCAGGGGCUGCUUCCUCCUCAGUGCAUGUCCAACGGCAGGACGGAGGUGGUUCAACCGACAGCUGCUCCUACUACGCGGCCGGCCACCACUGCGCUCGUUGCUACCACGUCCGCCAAGACCACGGCAACGGCAGCGGAGGCGACGACGGAAGCUAUCAUCGUCACGACCCCAGCUCCCACCUCCAACGUCGACCGGUGCGGGAACGGGGUGAGAGAGACGCGCUCGUCCUCUUGCUGGCUGGAGUUGUUCGGGGGGGUCAAGCUGUGCGAUGCCGAGAAGAUCGUGGAGGACGGGGCAGGCAGGUGGCAUCUGCUGGAGGAGUGCGACGACGGGAACAUCAGGAGCGGCGACGGAUGCUCGCAGAGUUGCACGAUAGAGGAGGGAUACACCUGCAGUGCUGCCUCCCCCAGCGUGUGCUCCACGAGCUCUGGAAACGACUUCCUGCAGUACCUCCAGACCCAGGGCUCCUUCCUCGCACUGAUGCAGAGGAGGAAGCUGCUGGGGACGGAGCUCCCUGCCAUGAUCGGGAGCAUGGACUUCAACGUGGUCGGGAGGCUGGCAGGCAGGAAGACUUUCUUCCCGUCUAUCUUCAGGGAUGGAAGGAGGAGCGACUCGCAGAAUGAUCAGAUUCACCUCCUCACCAACUCCUUUCAGUGCCUCUGCUCCUCCUCCUCCUCCCCGCUGACCCUAACAAACCUCUCGGGGCUCAUUCAGACCCCCGUAGGGUUUCGCUCUUACAGCUCCUCGUGUACCUGGCGCAUGGCUCCUCCUGAAGGCGACUGGAUCUACUUGAAUAUCUACCUGUCGUUCUUGAAGAAAGGGGAAUCGAUCGCUGUCUACGAUGAGACAGCGAUGAGGGAUGAUUUUCCCGGCUACCUAAAAGCAUCUCGAUGUACUCCCUGCGUUUACACCAAGACGUCAAUCCCCACACUCAAGUCCAACAUCCCCUCGUUGCAGAACUCAUCCUUCGACUGGCUCCCUCCUCCCGCCCCGCUCACCAGCACCCCAGCAGAGCCAACGGACUCCUCCCUCCUCCUCAACACCACCACCCCCACCCCAGCACCGCCGGACCCGCGGUCUCUCAUGCUCAAGUUCGAUGAUGUCAGCAAGGAUGCAAGCGCUGGGCCCUGCCAGUUCGGGGGAGGAGGAGUGAGAGAGCCUAGGUUCGUCAACGAGCAUUUCUUCACCUCCUACGAGGAGAGCACCACCUUGCUGCAGGGCAACUGGGAGGGAGAGACGGAGGUCUACGGGCGGGAGCUGGGGCUGGCAGAGAAGCAGGGAGAGGGGAUCUGCUCCGGGCAAGGAUUCGUGACCACUGUCUCCUCCUCCACCUUGGACGACUGCAUGCGAGCCUGUGCCAGCCGUGCCAUCUGCAGCUUCUUCAGCUACAACCCAGCAGGCAGCUGCUCGCUGUUCACCUCCUGCUCCACCCUGCUCUCGACCCCCGAAGGCUUCACGACGUUUGCGGUGCAGGAGCAGGCGGAGCAGCUCAGGUGCCGCGUCAGGAUCAGCGUGAGCGGCGAGAGAAUCGUGCUGAGCAUCUCGAGCUGCGGCGACCUGAGGCGACCCGGGAGGAAGAGCACGAUGAUGGGGACAGCCGAGGGAACCAUCCGCUUUGCACAGGUCACGGAUCGCCCCUGCCAGACGACGGAGACCCUGCCCUGCACUUUCGUCGACAUCUUCUCGCGCUACGAGCUCUACAAGUACUGGCCACUGACCAUCUCCUGGUCCUUCUCCUCCAUCAACUUCCUCCUCCAUCUCCCCUACCGCGCCCUCUUCACCCCUUCCACCCCCGAGGUCGCCCAGCUCACUGGCAGCUCCUACCUCGCCCGGUUCUCGCACCAGCUCUACAUCCCCUCCUCCUUCGCCGGCCGGUUCGGCUUCCCCACCAUCGCUGACCAAAACUUCCCCUUCGUCCAACAGCCGGUGGGGGCUCAAGUUUUCAACCUCAAGCCCGUGGAUAAGCAAGUCUUCGCGCUUCCCGUCCCUCUCUUCGUUCCUCCGCAGGCGGAGCAGCUCAUUUCCAUCUAUCAGCUCUGCAAUCGCUCGGUCGACAACCUCUUCCUCGCUCUCGCCCAGACUGCUUCCUGCUCCUCUCUUGCCGCAAUCGUCUUCCCCUCCCGCCAGGAGGCCAACUGGAAGGGCAUGCCAAGCUCCUCCGUCGAAGCCGUGUGCACGAGCAGCUGCUACCAGGACCUGAUCCUCCUCCUCACCAACGCGACUGAGAGCUGCCGAGCCGUGUGGCAAGCUUGUACUGGAUGCAUCGACAGCGGAGACCCACCGAGGGUCACGUCAGAUAACAUUGUGGGGAAGCGAAUCUUCCAGCAGGUGCUCGUUCUCUCAAAGACGCUCUUCUACCUCAGCUCCGUCUGCUUUCGCAACCAUCUCGGGCUCCGAUGCGAUCUUCUCCUCCCUGACUUCCUCCCGUCUCACCCCAUCCGGUGCCCUCCCCCCGCCUCCUCCAACUUCUCCCGCAGCCCCUUCAGCCCCUCCUUCGACUUCUCAAGGGGUCAGUGCUCCAACGACUGCCGAGCAGACAUGGAGGACUACGUGAGAAGCAUGGGCUGCUGCUUGCAGACGUCAGAGAACGCGCUCAUCGCCUUGUGGAGCAGGAUCGGCCAUCCCGCCGCCUCCUCCUUCCUGGUUGAGUGGUCCUCCACUGACCGAGAACUCUUCGCCCGUCCUGCUGCUUGCGGAACUUCUUCCCUCCUCCUCCCGGGCUGCGUGCUCAAGACGUGCGGCAGCAGCAUAACGGAGAGCGCCUGCUGCAACAUCACCUGCAAUGCCGCCUCCUCCUCCAAGCUCUUCCCCUCUGUCUGCUUCUGCACCUGCAACAGCGGGCUGACGGGCCAGCUGUGCGAGUUGCGGGAGCCGCACGUGUACUGUGAGAUGAGCAUUAGCGGGAUCGACGAGGCGACGUUCUUUAUCUCCUCCACUCAGCAAACCUUCAAGAGGGUGGUCACCAAUCGCUUCAACAGCACCCCGGACACGCUUCAGAUCAACUCUUUCUCCGACAUGGCGAGGAGGGCGGGGACUCUCAGGGUUACUUUCCGUCAGCUGGUCCCGUACGAGCGCGAGGCCCUCCGAGUUGCACAGAUGAUCGUGGAGGGAGUCAAGUCAGGUUCCCUCGCCCAGGACCUCACGCUCACCCUGACUCUGACGAAGAAAGCGGGGAUCGGAGACGGCAUUGCCCUCCUCAGCAUCCCCAUCGCCUUCGACUCGCGAGGAAGGCAUCUCUGCGAUGACGUCCUCAUCAUGUGCGUUCAGAGCAACACCACGACUCCCUCCAACUCGACCGGCUCUGUCCAGCUCGCGUCCAGCUCCAAGGUCCCCACGACCUUGAUAGCGAGCCUGGCGGCGGCAGGAGGGUUUGUCCUGCUCAGCAUCGCCGUCUUUAGAAUCUACGUGCAGGGAGCGAGGGCGCUGGUCCUGAGGAAAAAGAUCCAACGCGUUCAGAACUCCAUCCGCUCGCACGUGAACGAUUCGAAGAAGCUUUUCGAACGGAAGCCUCCUCCUCCUCCUCCCGACAACUCCUUGUUCGAAGCCACUCUCGCCAUGUUGGACCCUGUGCGAGCGCAAGACAGUCUGGUGGAGGACAAGGGGAGCAGCAGGCCGCCAACAGCAUACAUCACGCUAGCAGCAGGAAAGGCGCAGAAGCCUCAGUCCAUCUGGUCCCCCAGCCGCCUGUCUCCCGACCCCCUCGAUCCCUCCAGGUCCCCAAGGACUCCCGAGAGGGAGGAAGAGGAGGACAGGAGGGAGAUCUCGCGCACGACUACCUACUCGGAAGUUAUCACGCGUCAGGUGCCGGGGACGGUCAAGUUCGUCCAUACCUACAGGACGGAGACCACCAGGUUCGUCCACGAGUUCCCCGAAGCAGCCGCUCGCUCCGGCGGCUCCUCCCUCUACCCGGCGGCGGAGGAGCCGGCGUCGUUGGUGAGCACACAGACUGAGAUGGUGGCGACUUACUUCGGCAUGUCGCUCGGGGACUCUGAGUCUCAGUCCAAGAAAUCCUCCUCCUCCUCCAACUGGGAAAUCCCAAGGAGGUCCCAACGAGUUCUACCUAAGCUCACGAGCAUGAUCCCGCAGGUCACCGACGUGCUGGGGCAGAAGAUCAGAGAGGAAGACAGUAUGAAGUAG
Guillardia theta CCMP2712 is the source of this 6837-nucleotide messenger RNA. RefSeq lists its product as hypothetical. Gene Ontology annotation, cellular component: extracellular region. Gene Ontology annotation, biological process: proteolysis. Gene Ontology annotation, molecular function: protein binding. NCBI's taxonomy places the organism in Eukaryota, Cryptophyceae, Pyrenomonadales, Geminigeraceae. Bases 1 to 6837 code for a protein of 2278 amino acids. The transcript has 13 exons. The record is from RefSeq and is a predicted model, not a curated record.